AGACCUUCAGAUAAAGGAGCUCUCGAAAUACAAUCCAUAAGGAAUAAAGCCAUAGCCAGUGCUUCCCUGGGUUUGGGGAGUCAGAGUUUACAGGAAGGAUUCAUGGAAUCCACAGAAGGCUAGAAGAUCAGGGUUGAGAUAGUUGGAACCAAGGAAGCUCUGGAAGCUUAAGAAGUAGGACGCACAGCAAGUCUCAUGGCAAGAAGAGCUUGAUAUGAGUACUAUUGGCUAGAAAAGUUUAGUAACUUUCCUGAAGUUUCACAGAAGAUAAGUAUAGAGUGGGAACUCAAAACUAUUUCUGUCUGAUUCCAAAGCCCUUUUAAUAUUUUGUAUUGCUUAAGUAGCAAAAUAGAGUUUGUAGGAACAUACAAUAUCAAUAAAUGUUUCAUGUCCUUCAUCAUUAACUACUCCAGUUAGUAUCAACCGGGAACUUACUUGGAAUGUACAUUCUCUGCCCGCUCAACAGACCUACGGAAUCAGAAACUCUGGAGGUCGGGCCCAGAAAUCUGUCUUUUGGCAUAUUUUCCAGGCAUGGAUAGCAAACAUGCCUCUGAGUAAAACAAAGAGAAUCCAGUCUUUGACCAAUUGACCAAAGAAGACCCAGCAGCUGGGAAGUUUGUCAAGUCUCAUAAGAAUGAGGGAGAAAGGCUACACUGAAAUGAACAUUGUAAGAAAACUCAAUUUAAUGAUACCUUGGAGUAUAUUCUUGCUUCAUGUACUGCUGUUUUCAUUACAAGAAUAUAUUUGUGCGUCAUCUAUAUUGAUGGGAACAUCAAAAAACGGGUUUAAUGAAAAUCGACAGAAAAGAGCUCUUUUAGCAGCACAGUUUGAAGCUACUUCUGCGAGAUACUUUUUCCAUGAUGCUAUUAAUUGGGGUGAGAGCAAAAUAAAAGGUUCUUGUCCUUAUGAAUGCCUUAAUGGAGCUUUCUGUUCUAAGACUGGAACAUGUGACUGUCAAAUAUUUCAGGCUCUUGGGACACGAUGCCAGAUCAUCCCAAACAUGGGCAACGGCAGAGAUGGGAUUUGUAAAACCUGGGGACAGUAUCAUUUUGAAACAUUUGAUGGCAUCUACUAUUACUUCCCAGGAAACUGUUCUUAUAUUUUUGCAAAGGACUGUGGUGAUUUGGAGCCUCGGUACACUGUAUGGGUUCAUAACAGCCCUAAAUGCCUUGGUUCGGUGUAUUCUUGUUAUCGGUCAAUCAGCUUGUUCUUUUCAAAUCAAGAGGAAAUUCGAAUUUAUGGUCAUGAAAUAAAAAAGAAUGGAAUCAGUUUAACAUUGCCUCAGACAAUUGGACAGAUUUUCAUUGAGAAACUAGCUGACUACAUUCUUGUGAAAACAACCUUUGGCUUUUCAUUGGCUUGGGACGGGAUAUCUGGGAUCUACCUCAAGCUGUCUGAGGACCAUAAGGGGAAAUCAUGUGGCCUAUGUGGAAACUACAAUGACAUUCAAUCUGAUGAUUUCAUAAUUCUGCAAGAGGACUAUACAGAAGACAUCGCUAUGUUUGCAAAUAGCUGGUCGGUGCAAACUCCAGAUGACACCAAAUGUGUACUCACACCCUCAGAUUUUCCAAAUCCGUGCUCCAGUGGAAUGCCAGCAUUUGAGGCAAUCUUCUUCAAGUGUCAGAUACUGUUGCAGUUUCCUUUUCUGAGCUGCCAUGAGUAUAUUGAUCCAUAUUUAUAUAUUGCCAGCUGUGUUAAUGAUCUUUGCAAAACUGAUGAUGAUGAAACCUAUUGUCGAGCAGCCACUGAGUAUGCUAGAGCCUGUUCUCAUGCUGGCUACCCUAUUCAAGACUGGAGAGAUGAUUUUCCAGCAUGCACUGAUAAAUGUGAUGAUAGCUUUGUCCAUCGGGACUGUAUCAGUUGUUGUCCACCAACCUGCACAUUUGAGAAGCAAUGUCUUAGGAGCAAUCUCCAUUGUCUUGAUGGAUGUUACUGCCCAGAUGGCCUUGUAAUGGACAAUGGGACUUGCAUCUCCUUGGAAAAUUGCCCGUGCAGUUUUCAUGGAUUAGCUUAUUCAGUUGGUUCAAAAAUUGAACAAGAAUGUACUGAAUGUGUGUGUGUUGGUGGAGUUUGGAACUGCACUGAGCAUGACUGUCCAGUUCAAUGCUCAGUUGUAGGUGAUUCUCACUUUACAACUUUUGAUGGUCAACAUUAUUCUUUUAUUGGCAUGUGCCAAUACAUCCUCGUGAAAGGAACUGGAAAAGAUAAAUUCACGAUUACUUUACAGAAAGCUCCCUGUGAGCAGAAUCUUGGCUUGGUCUGCCUUCAGUCUAUAACUCUGAUUCUGGAGGAUGAUUUUAACAAACAAGUGACCCUUGGUAGGGGAGGACAAAUUCUCACUAGUCCUAACCAAGGCUUCAACCUGAAUGGUAUUGUUGAAAUUCAAACUCUGUCAUCCUUAUUUAUACUUCUAAGAACCACAUUUGGUUUAAAGAUUCUGUUUGCUAUAGAUGGGGAAAGAAUUUAUAUUCAGCUCACUAGUGCAUGGAAAAGAAGAACAUUAGGUCUGUGUGGCACUUUUAAUGGCAACAUAAGGGAUGAUUUUCUUUCUCCAUCAGGUAUGAUAGAAGGUACACCACAACUUCAUGCAAAUGCGUGGAGAGUUUCUUCUACCUGUUUUGCACCUGUUCAUGUCCCAAUGGUGGACCCCUGUAACAUCAAUCAACAAAACAUUGGGUAUGCAGCACACUGUGAUGUCAUCCACCAGGAGCUCUUUGCUCCUUGCCACAUCUAUAUUAGCCCUGGGCUGUACUAUCAGCUAUGCCGCCAUGAUGCAUGCAAGUGUGGAAGCUCCUGCCUGUGCAAUGCUCUUGCCCACUAUGCCUACCUCUGUAGCCAGCACGGUGUUCCCAUUGCUUUCAGAGCUCAGAUUUCUUUAUGUGCUGUGGUAUGCCAGAAGGGCAUGCUGUACCAUCACUGUUCCUCGUUCUGCCUCCGUUCCUGCAUUUCUCUCUCUUCCCCGAAGCAGUGCAGUGAUGACUGUGCUGAAGGCUGUAAUUGUCCGGAAGGCAAAUUCUAUGAAGACACUCUUAACUUUUGUGUACCCAUAUUCCACUGCCGGUGUCAUUAUAGGGGCAGUGUUUAUCAACCUGGAGAGCUCAUCCCCACACCCUCGGGCUUAUGCCAGUGUUCAAAUGGGACUGUGAAAUGUGAUGAAUUAGCAACGCCCUCUGCUGUUCACAUCUGCCCAGAGGGAAAAGAGUAUUUCGACUGCAGGUUUCCUGACCCUGAAUUACCAGCUGGUGGUGUUAAUUGUGAGACUACAUGUGCAAACCUAGCCAUGAACUUCACCUGCGCCCCAUCCUCACCCUGUAUAAGUGGCUGUGUUUGUGCUCCAGGAAUGGCAGAGCACAAAGGAAAGUGUUAUGUUCCUGAAAGCUGCCCAUGUAUUUGGAAAGAUUGGGAGUAUCUCUCAGGAGAAGUUAUUGCUACACCGUGUUACACCUGCGUUUGUCGACGAGGAAUGUUCAAUUGCACAUAUUAUCCAUGCCCAGCAGUGUGCACAAUAUACGGGGACCGACAUUAUUAUUCUUUUGAUGGACUAGAAUAUGACUAUAUCAGUGAUUGCCAGGUGUUUUUGAUAAAGAGUGCAGAUGAUUCAGAUAUAUCUGUCAUUGCCCAGAAUAAGAAAUGCUUUGACAACGAUAUUGUUUGUUCUAAAAGUGUUUUGAUUUCAGUUGGGGACACUGAAAUUUACCUGAAUGAUACUCCUUACAAACAGAAACAGUCAGGUUUUUUUCUGGAAAACAAAUCUACCUACCAGCUUUGGAAGGCUGGCUACUAUAUAGUAGUAUACUUUCCAGAGAAAGAUAUCACUAUUCUUUGGGAUAGGAAGACAACUAUUCAUAUCAAAGUUGGACCACAGUGGAAGAACAAGCUAUCAGGAUUGUGUGGAAACUUUGACAAAUGCACUUCAAAUGAUAUGACCACAUCUAAUAACUUGGAAGUGAGAAAUGCUCAGGUAUUUGGAGGUAGUUGGGCAUUAGGACAGUGUGAAAGUCCAGAUGAAACAAUUAAACCCUGCGAGGCACAUCAAAACAAAUUUCCUUAUGCCAAGAAAGAAUGCUCCAUUUUGUACAGUGAUAUUUUUGCUUCUUGUCGCAAUGUGAUUGAUGUUACUUCUUUUGCCAAAAAUUGCCAUGAAGAUACAUGUCACUGUAAUCUUGGUGGCGACUGUGAGUGUUUGUGCACUAGUAUAGCUGCAUAUGCAUACAAGUGUUGUCAGGAAGGAAUAUCAAUUCAUUGGAGAUCAUCUACUGUUUGUUCCGUUGAUUGUGAAUACUACAAUGAAGGACUUGGAGAAGGACCAUAUAUGCUGGCAAGCUAUGGGCAGAGUGGCCUUGUUCUGGGGGCCAAUAUGACCAGCAGAAGCGUUUUCUGUUUGCCAAGAAGCAGUGUUCAUACCAAUUUAUUUUUUUAUUUUAUGAUCACUCCAGGCCUUUUCAAAGAGAAGGUAUCAUCAUUGGCACUUGUUUCCCUGGAAUCUGCUGAAAGGCCAAACUACUUUCUCUAUGUCCAUGACAAUGAUACUCUUAGCUUGGAGCUGUGGGAGGCGAAUUCAGCCUUUCAUCUGAGAGCAACAUUUUUCCACCAUCAGGGCCUCUGGAUUCCUGGUUACAGUGCAUUUGAGUUAUACAGCAAGAAAGGCUUUUUCAUCAUAUUCACAGAUUCUAGUGUCAAAGCAUCAAAAUAUGAUGAUUCUGAAGAAUUUAAACAUUCAAGUAGCUUCAGCAUAGAAGAAAUCCAGGCAGCAGUGCCUUACAGGAGGAUGUGUGAAUGGAGAUAUGAACCUUGUGCUACACCCUGUUUUAAAACCUGUAGUGACCCUGAAGCACUAGCAUGUGCAUUUCUUCCACCGGUUGAAGGAUGCUUGCCCUACUGCCCUAAAAAUAUGAUCCUUGAUGAGGUCACCCUCAAGUGUGUUUAUCCAGGAGACUGUAUACCUGUGAUUCCCACAGAACCAACAUUAAUGCCACCAGCUAAGCCAACUGUGCCCAUGUUUACAGUUUUGGAAAUGAUUACUCCAUCAGGCAUCACUGUGUUUGAUAUGGUAACACCAACUACAGGCUUGGAAUGUGAGCCUCAGAAAUUUGAUCCAGUUUAUGAUUGUAGCCAAUACAUAUGCCUUAAUAUGGAAUGGCAGUUAUACAACUGGUCCCUUAAUUGCCCAAAGGACGUGGAAAUGCCUGACUGUGGUUUCCGAGGAAGGCCAGUUCAAGUGAACAGUGAUAUUUGCUGCCCUGAGUGGGAAUGUCCUUGUCGGUGUUCCAUGUUGUCAGAACUGAGCAUUAUUACAUUUGAUGGAAACAAUGCAGCAUUAUAUAGCAUGGCUUCUUAUAUCUUAGUAAGAAUUCCUGGUGAAAUUAUAGUUGCUCAUAUCGAAAAAUGUUCCAUGAAUCAGAAUGGAAACUCCUUAAAAAAGCUAGCUCCCUCUGGAAGAAUCUCUGGACUUUGUUUUAAGAAGUUAAAUGUGACAACAUCCAUACAUAAAAUAAUUGUCAAUCGGUUAGCAAGAAAGGUAGAAGUGGAUUCCAUUGUUGUGCCUUUGCCCUUUUCAAGUCAGGAACUGUCCAUAGAGGAUUCUGGUUCAAUGUAUGUAAUUACUACUCCAGCUGGACUAAUCAUAAAGUGGUCUCAUCUUACAGGAAUCAUAGACAUUCAUUUUGGCUUCCGAUUUAACUUGUCAUCCUACACAGAAGGACUUUGUGGAAUUUGCAAUGAAGAUCCAGAUGAUGAUCUAAGGAUGCAAAAUGGCACAAUUAUUACAAAUAUGGAAGACAUAGGAUUAUUUAUUGAGAGCUGGGAAAUUGAGAAAUCAUUUGAAGUAACAAUGAGAAGACCUGUUAGGAAUUGUACUGAGCAUGAUUGCAGCCAGUGCAUUGAUUUAUUAAAUAGAAGAAUUUUCAUUCCAUGUCAUGAUAAAGUUUCACCGGAAGACUUUUGUGAAAAGAUGUGGAUCAAUUAUACCUAUUUUUGGAACUAUGAAUGUGAUGCACUUUCUGCAUAUGUGGCUCUGUGCAACAAAUUUGAUAUCUGUAUUCAGUGGAGAACACCUGAUUACUGCUCCCUGAGUUGCCCAGAGGGGAAGGAAUAUCAACCCUGUGUGCGACCUUGUGAAGCCAGAACAUGCCUGAACCAAUGGUUCUAUGGACACUCUUCCUGUCUGAACUUAAGAGAAGACUGUGUGUGCAAAGAUGGAACUAUUCUUCACAGGCCACAUUCAACCCAGUGCAUUCCAGAGAAAGAGUGUGCAUGCACUGAUAGUGAAGACCAACCCCGCACUGCUGGGGAGAUUUGGAAUGGGGGCAUUGAUGAAUGCGCUCUAUACAAAUGUUUGGAGAAUGGAAGCGUUAUUCCUAUAGAACCUGACUGUGAUGAAGAGCCCACGCCAGUUUGUGAACGAGAAGCUGAAGUUGUCAUGGGCAUCAUUGAUAAAUGGACCUGCUGUUCAAAGGAAGUUUGUGGAUGUGACACGACUUUGUGUGAAACUACCAUCCCAACAUGUACAAAUGGUCAAAAAUUGAUUGUUGGCCACAGUCCUCUUUCUUGCUGUCCACAGUACAAAUGUGAAUGUGACCCAUUGAAAUGCCCCAGUAUUUCAACACCAGAAUGCAGAGAAGACCAAUUCAUGAUUCAAGUUCAACAGGAAGAACCUUGUUGUUUUUCCCCUUUUUGUGUUUGUGAAUCUUGCACCAAACCUGUUCCACUAUGUCAUGAUGGGGAAUUUCUCACAGUAGAUCUUAAUAGCACACACUUCUGUUGUCCUCAGUAUUACUGUGUAUGUGAGCCAAACCUUUGUCCUAUGCCAUUACUCAACUGUGCAGAAGAUAUGAAUCUUGUGAAAGAAAAUGUAUUUGGUCAAUGUUGCCCAACAUGGCACUGUGAAUGUAACUGUGAAAACCUUGUUAUGCCAACUUGUGAAGUGGGAGAAUUUACUGCAAUAGACCAUAACUUCCAGAGUGAUUGUGGAUGCAUACAGUAUCUCUGUGAAAAGGAUGAUGUGUGUGUAUUUCAAGAAGUAUCAGUAUUGAAUCCUGGACAAUCCAUGAUAAAGUAUUUGGAAGAAGACUUUUGUUAUACUAUAGAGUGUCUGGAAGAAAAAGAUAACCAUACAGGCUUUCACACUCUGAAUUUUACACUGGUGAAUUGUUCAAAGAAAUGUGAUGUUCACCAGGUAUAUACUCCAUCCCCAAGUGAUUAUGAUUGUUGUGGUACCUGCAAAAAUGUAUCCUGCAAAUUUCAUAUGGAAAAUGGAACAUCAGUUGUAUACGUGGUAGGGAGUACCUGGCACUACAAUUGCACCACAUAUGAAUGUGUUAAAACUGAUGAAGGAGCAAUAAUUCUGAACUACACUAUGGUCUGUCCCCCUUUUAAUGAGACUGAAUGCAAAAUGAAUGAAGGGAUUGUGAAGCUUUAUAAUGAAGGCUGUUGCAAGAUCUGCAAACGAGAAGAAAGAAUAUGCCAGAAAGUGAUCAUUAAAUCGGUCAUAAGGAAACAGGACUGUAUGAGCCAAAGCCUUAUAAAUGUUGCAUCUUGUGACGGCAAAUGCCCAUCAGCUACCAUAUAUAACAUCAAUAUUGAAAGUCACCUAAGAUUCUGCAAGUGUUGUCGUGAAAAUGGAGUACGAAACUUGUCUGUGCCUCUGUAUUGCUCAGGAAAUGGCACUGAAAUUAUGUACACUCUCCAGGAACCCAUAGACUGUACAUGCCAGUGGAAUUAAACUCUUAGGUUCCAAGAGCUCUAUACAACAUCAUAACGUCAGAUAGAAUUAACUUUUAUUACUAUUACUUAGGCAUGUGGCAGAUUUAUGCUGUUUAACAAUACUGUAUUUUUCAGACUUGGAAUGUGGAAAUUUAGCAAUUGGUACAAAAUAUAUACAGUUUCAAUAGCAAAAUUAAAGGUAUUGCUUUACUCUAUUUUAGAAAAUCAAAUGACUAAGUUGUUCAGCUGAAAUGCUGUUAUGUAUUUAAUUGCAACUUGGUGCAGAUACAGUAUAUUCUCAUCAAUUGGAAGGUUAUUUUGCAAAAUUCCUUUGAUUUCACUCAAUAGCUCUUUUUUUCUUAAUUUGCGAAGUCUGCUAUAGCUAUCCAAAUUAAGAUACCCUUUAAUAUGUACUCCUUAAUCUGGUAAAUGUGAUCAGUUAAAAUUGUCAUCUAGAUGGCAAUAAAGAGUGAUAUGCUUAGAGAUAGAUAAUAGAUUAUUUAAAACCUUAAUGGUUAUUAGAGAAGUCAUUAUAAAUUCCCCUCAUUUUGCAGGUGUAACAGAUAACCAGAGAAGCUGUGUGACUCGUACAAAUUUAUUCAGUGUAAUAAUAUAGUAAAUUCAUGUUAACAGUUGGAUUAAAUUCUAGCUCUCUCUUAUUCCAGUACUAUAUCACUUUUAAAAUCCUGAGCAGUAUGUAGUAAGAGGAUAUCACAGAAUCUUUCAUUCUUAAAGAGUUUGCAUUGGAUAGAAUUAAGUAUUUUAAGUUUAACAUGUUUGAAAAAUGUCCCCCAUACACUGUUAUUCCAAUAGUAAGGAGCAGGGAAAUAUAGCAUCAUUUGCUAAAUAGAGGAGAUAGAUCUUGAACUGUUAUUUUUUAUAUAAUUAAAACUGCUAUUAAAUGUGUUGUCAGUAUUUAACAUUUAGUUACUGUCUCAUUAAUAUUUAAUUUUGAGGAUGUACUUGCAUACUAUUGAAGUUGAGUGCUGUUUUGCUGUUAAUGCUGCUGCUUUGCCAAUGAAGAAUGAAAUAAAUUUAUCUGAAUGUAUCAAUAACUUUAAAAUGGAAUGCUGCACUUUUAAAAUAUGGUAUAUUAUUGACAUUUGCAAGAAGAAUGUAUUGAGGUCUUUGGAAAUAUCCAAAUUCUUUGCCACCUAUAAUUAAAAAUUGUCUGAAUUUUCUCCUCAGUAUAAAGGAGUGAAUGCCCUACUUAGUGUAAUUGUAUCAAGUGAAGUCAAACAUCAACAAAAGAACAGUAAAGUCUCAUUGCAAAGCAGAUACUGGGCCUCAAGGGUGGGCUUAGGCUUAAACUAGAUUACCUGCUUUCACAUACUAAUGUUUUCAUUUCAAAAUCAUGUGUCCCCAAAAUAUUGCAACUUACUGAAUAUUUUAGAUCUCUUGGGUUACUUAAAUAUGUGUGAAAAAAUUAACAUUGCAUCUGCAAAUCCCAGUGUUUACUGUAUAUGCAAUUGAUUUAUCCUGUUUGUGCUUAAUAUAAGUGUUCCUGAGAGGUUAACAUUUCAAUAUUCUCUGAUUCCUAUUAACAUAUAUAUAUAUAUAUAAAAUUAAGUGUUUUUGCUUAAAAUAUAUUAAUAGUUCGCUUAAGAGAAAAUGUUAUGUAUCUCAAAUAGAAGUAACUAAUGUAUAUUGUCUAUUGCCCAUUUUUAUUUCCAUUUUCUGUAAAAUAUUCGUUAUUAAAAAUAUUAAAUAAUCUUUAAACCUAUUUGUAGAGAAAUGGGAAACACUCUCCCAGAACUUUAUAACAUUCAACAAAUGCAACAAAUAAGCAUUUAGGGCCUACAUGUGCCAGGCACUAUUAUAAACUCUUGGGACACAGGCAAAACUAAACAGACACAGUCCUAACCCCCUUGAUACUUAGAGUCUAGUAAGAGAGCAGGCCUUAAAUAGCCAUACAUAUGAUAUGAGAAUGUCCAGAAAGAGAUCCCAAAACUUAUUAGAAUGUGGCAUGUGAUAAAGAUGACUCUGAAAUCAGUGGAAGAGUGCAAAUUGGUCCUCAAUAAAUGGUGUUGGGACAACUGAAUGGUUACAUAGAUAAAGAAAAAUUUGAAUUCAUACAUCCAUUGACAUUAGGAUAACCUUCAAAUGAAUCAGAGAUUUAAAUGUCCAAAAACAAAAGAAGAUAGGAGUUACAAAAGAAAAUAGGGAAGAAAUCUUAGAUUGAGGAGAGCCAUUCUAAUUGUGACUCAGUAUCCAGAUACCCCAAAUAAAUGAUUCAUAGAUUUAACAGUUAGAAAACUGAAAACAGAUAAAUUCUGCUUGGCAGAAAAAAGUCAAAAAAAGAUAAAACCAAAGAAACAAUAUUUGUGAUAUAUCAGUGACACAGUCUAAUCCUCCUGUAUGUAAAGAACUCUUGAAAAAAAUAACAAAAGGAAAAAAUUAACAACCUGAUAGAAAAAUGAGCCAAAGAUAUAAACUGACAGUUGAAAGAAAAAUAAGUAAGACUAGUGGAUCCUUUAACAAAAAAGAUAACUGAGCACACUUCUAGUUAAUAAAAAAUAUUUUACAUUCAAUCUACAGAAAUUCAAUUUCUCACCUACCAGACUGGUAAAAAACCAGCAGUUUAAUGAUACUUUUAUUUUUUAAGGCUCUGGGAAGAUAAACACUCUCACAUGUCAUUGAUGGUAACACAAAAUUGUAGAAAUCCUAGGGAAAACCUAGCAAUGUAUACUAAUAUUAGAAGUGCUUUUUGGUUUGACCAAACUGCCUAGAAUAUAUAAGCUGUACAAACGCCUGUACAAAUACAAAGUGGUAUUUGCGAAGGUUAUUAAUUGCAGGAUUGUUUGUAAUAGAAAAGAACCAACAAUAGUUGAAUAAAGUAUGUUAAUCCA
This is a messenger RNA of Pongo pygmaeus (Bornean orangutan), 10550 nucleotides long. It is a transcript of the gene OTOGL, whose product is annotated as otogelin like. The transcript has 62 exons. Gene Ontology annotation, biological process: L-arabinose metabolic process. Bases 635 to 7720 code for a protein of 2361 amino acids. Gene Ontology annotation, molecular function: protein binding; alpha-L-arabinofuranosidase activity. The record is from RefSeq and is a predicted model, not a curated record. Lineage: Eukaryota; Metazoa; Chordata; Mammalia; Primates; Hominidae. Gene Ontology annotation, cellular component: extracellular matrix.